GCUGUAUUUGGACCGCCUACACCGCCUGGCCGGAAGACGAGACGAAGGAUCCCCUGAGGCUCCUUCCCGACGGUCCUUGAGCUCGAGGAGUCGACUGUUGGCAGAGAGAGUUCACCAGAAGAUGCAGGAGGAGGCUGGAUCCCGUCGACAUGUGGACUUGCUAUGGUGGCGACAGCAUCAGGUUGAAACCCAGAGACAGAGGAUGCGAGAGGAAAAGGACGCACAAGAGGCGGAGCAGUGCCCCUUCGCGCCCUGCCUGGUGAAUCGACGGACGCGCUCCGUGCAUGGUGGCCUUCGGCUCUAUGAGCAAGCGACGGCUCGACAAAUGAGUCGCGAGGAGACCUGGACAGCUCAAGCGCAGCAGCGGCAAGAGCGGGAGAUGGCUGUGGGGAGGCUCAAGAAGCCUCGUUGGACCGGGUCCGAUCAUCCCGGACUCAUCCGGGCUACGGCGAACAGCGCCCAUCGCCUCGGACGUGCUGCCGUUGGACGAGCCUGGGGCCGUUGGACUAGACGGGAGGACGGAGAUCUGCAGUGGUUUGUGAUGGUUUGUGUCGUUGUGGUGGAUCUCUCAGAAACUCGCACCCUCCACUUACGGGGUCAAGGUUUAAGGAUGGGCAGCCAUUCAUGUAAGAUGACCCCGGCUUGCUGUUUCAUGUAUAUACAGAGUUUUGCUAUUGCAGCUGUAUUGAAUCAAGCGAUUUGUCCUUGGCAGUGGAACAAAUUUCUGGCCUAUCAGCAGACAGACAUCAAGAGAUGUCGAAACUCUUCAGUGGUAGUUUGCUUCAAUCUUCAAAAAGCCUCACUGUCGAGAUAGUUGUUCAUUUCUUCUCAGGUUGGCCAGUAGCAAUGACAUUCGGAACAGAUUCGUCCACGUCACAGUCGGACUCUGCGGUUCUCGAAUGUCGGACUUUAUUCUACGGCGGCCACCUGAAGUCCUAGAAGGAGUGGCUGAGAAGUUCAAGAGCGCCAAGGGCCAUGACGGUUGGGUUCAGGAUGCAGCAGCCAACUACAUCUUUGGUCCUUCGGCCCGGUUGGUGAAUUGGAUCUGAGUCACAGGUGGUGGUGUAUGGCGCCGAGAUGACCCCGCAGGCGACUUUGGCUCGGGGCUUCAAGCAGCAGAGGCCAUGAUGGGCUCUGGCUGCUGGGCGCUGAAGAUCCCGUUGAUGGAGAAUCACGAGAACCGUAGUUCCCCUCCCAAAGUUUCCGCGACAUGGGAACUCCUGCAGUUCACGCAGGAUCAUACGCAGGCAGACUCCGAGUGCUGGAUGCUGGUUGUGGCUGUGGCGGUCAGUUGUUGGAGCUGGCGCACCUGGCUGAAGCGCGGCACAGUCCUGCGCUCCUUCGGGGCCUCACCGCGGAGCAGAUCCAGCACCGCUGUGCCGUGAAGCUCCAACCACGCGUCAUAUCGUUUCCUGGAGGUUGCAAGAACGAAGUCGCAGAUGCUGAUCUCAUUGAUUUGCUCAUCUACCAGGGCUUUCCACUGGAGGAUAUAACAUUGGCAGAUGUAGAUUUUGUGAAGGAAGGCCAGUUGUUUGAUCUCAUUUUGUGCUCCUGGACGCUUUUCCAUCUUUGCGAUCCCUUGGGAACUCUUUUGCAGCUUCGGCAGUUCUUGGACCGAGAGGGGGUGAUGCUGGUGAAUGGCGCAUAUCUCCAUUUCGAGCUUCCAAGUCCGCCCCAAAACCCUGAGCCCAUGGACUUGUUUCGACGCUUUUGCGAAGAGCUGAGAAGCUACGGAGUGGAGACCUGUGUGACGGGAGGACCCAUCAGGUGGCUUCAGGGUGAGGGUGAGGAUGGAGACUACGUGGGUGGAUAUGAGAUUAGCAUGCAAUGGCUGGGGAAUGAGAAGAGAGUCUCCGAGAUUGAGAGGAGGGUCUUUGAGAUUUGUGGAUUCUCCAGCCAAGCCGUGCUGGACAAGGUGUGGUGUUUGGCUUCUGGGCCCCAAUACUGCGUGAGCUCUUACGAACUACGACUUUGAGAAGCAAGAGGCAUGGAGGUGAAAGCUAGGCCUGCCCACCUCCGCCGCCAGACAAACUGUCUUCGACACUGCAAGAGUUUCCUUUGCCGUGUUACCUUUAAUGAUGCAGUACGUGUAGCACCAUCCUGCAAAGGCGACCUCCAGCACCAAAACUAGCACUGAUGAGAUCCUGUUAUCCUACAAACCAGCCGGUGCAAUUGGCAUCACCAUUUUCGUCCAUUUCUGGCGGCUGCUUGGCACAAGCUCCCACUCAAACACGUCCGUUCCAUUUGCCGAGUGUCGCCCAUCCCUGCAGUCGGCGAGCGCAAACCAAAAAAAGGCUCCGUGGAGCCACAGGUCAGCGUGCAGCGUGAUAUCGUGCAGUCUGAUCAGUCUGGCAGUCGGGAAAAGUGGAACUGGCAGUUUCACUGGCGUCAUCUGGCUUCAAUUCAAGGCCAGAGAGCCUUCCCGCACACAAGCCCACAGACA
Messenger RNA from Durusdinium trenchii, 2443 nucleotides. The record is from the annotation of a GenBank genome assembly. NCBI's taxonomy places the organism in Eukaryota, Dinophyceae, Suessiales, Symbiodiniaceae.